Messenger RNA from Lethenteron reissneri (Far Eastern brook lamprey), 7020 nucleotides. RefSeq lists its product as uncharacterized. The record is from RefSeq and is a predicted model, not a curated record. Lineage: Eukaryota; Metazoa; Chordata; Hyperoartia; Petromyzontiformes; Petromyzontidae. Gene Ontology annotation, molecular function: transcription cis-regulatory region binding. Gene Ontology annotation, cellular component: nucleus. Gene Ontology annotation, biological process: regulation of transcription by RNA polymerase II.
AGGAGGGGAUGGAGGAGGAGGGAGAUGGGCAGAGUCUGCGUGCAGCAGGCCCGGCGAUGUAAUUUACACAGCGGCAGCAGCAGCAGCAACUUUUAGCGGAGAAUGCGCGGCGUGUAAGAGACUUAACGCGGCUCAAUCAAGCGCCGCCGCCGCUGCUGCGCUAUGGAACACAACCCAAUCGAGUGGGUGGGGGCCCCGUGUGGAUCCCAUGGACCUUACACCUUCUACAAAGCAUUCACGUUCCGGCCCUGCUGCGGCGGAGGGGGGGCCGUGCCCACUGCGGUGAGCCCCCUCGAAGCGGGGCCCGCGUCGGUGCCAGCCUGGCCCACCGCGGGCCCUGGAGAAGAAGGGCCCCUCCGCGUGAGCAGCAGCAGGAGGAGGAGGUGCGCGGAUGACGAGGGUCGCCCCGGGGCCCCCCGCGUGCUGGCGCUGGGGGAGUUCUUCGCACUGCGCUGGGCACCCGGCGAGCCGACUUGCCUGGCCGAGCUGCAGCUGCUGUGGGAGGACAGCGGCCGUGGAGAGAUGCUGUCCAGCUCACGUCUCUACUUCAAGCCAGAGGACACUGCCGGUGGACGAGCGGCCGAACAUGGACAAGACGAGCUGCUCGCCGUCUCCGAGAAGGUGGUGCUGCGUCUGCGGGACCUCGUGCGUUGGGCCUCGGGCGUCGAGCUGCCCCCCUGGGCCGGGGGCCCCUCGCCGGGCACCCGCGACGCCCCCUCCCCGCACGGGGCCCACUGUCAGGGCCUCGCGUCGACGCGCGGGACGGCCGCGGUCUGCGGCCUCGACUUUGGCGACGUGGAGAAGGAGCGCGCGCAGCUCGGUGACUGCUACUGCCCGGCUGCCCUCAUCCUGGGCUUCCCGCAGUACUGCCGCUACCGCGCGCUGCUCAAGCGCCUGCACGAGCCCGGCAAGGCGCUUUCGGACCCGACCGCGCUGGCGCUCUGGGGGCUUGGGGUGCUGGGCCCCCCGCCGGCCUCCUCCCCCCCCACGUCUCCGCUCCAGCCGCCGCAGUUCCCCGUGGUCAAGUCGGGCCCCUCGGUGCGAGUCUUCUUCUGCCGAGAGACGUUCGAGCACCCGGGGCUGGUGGAGGAUGUCUCCGUGUGCCUGGAUUAUGCUCCGAACCUGAAGGGCCGUCCCCGGAAGAGACGCGCGCGAUUCGGACGCUCGGAUUCGCGGUGUCGCCGAGACUCGAGGAGCUCCACCGAGGAGCAGGAGACCAAGGCCAAGGUGAAGUCGGAGCUCAAAAACCACACGUGCGCCGACGGACCCACGAGGCCGCGCGCCGUCAGCAAGUCCGGCGCUGGCGGCGGCUCGUCCGCCAGGACGGGCGCUGGCGACGGCGCCUCAAAGCCCAAGGCCGGCGGAGCCUGCCCCCCGGCCGGGGGCGCCACCGUGGCCGCCCCCGCCGCCGCCGCCACCGACGCCGCUCUGUCUCCGGCCGCCACGCCGACCGCAGGGGCCGCGUCUCCGGGGGAGGGAGCGACCAACUCGGCCGCUCGCGUUGCCGCGGCGACGGUCGCGGCGGCGUCGUCGUCCGCCACGGUCGUCACCGCGGCGGUCGCGGCGACGGCGGCGGCGGCGGUGGCCGGCGGCGCGCAGGGGAAGGGCGAGAAGACGGCGGAGGAGGAGAACUUCCUGCGGGAGCUGCACGCGUUCAUGCGCACGCGCAAAACCCCCAUCGGCCGCAUCCCCAACCUCGGCUUCAAGCAGGUCGACCUGUGGGUGAUGUUCAGAGCGGUGCAGGAGCUCGGUGGCUACGAAGCGGUGACGUCACAGCGGCUCUGGAAGCAGAUCUACGACACACUGGGUGGAAACCGCGGCAGCACGAGCGCCGCCACGUGCACCCGGCGCCACUACGAGAGGCUCAUCCUUCCGUACGAGCGGCACGUGAAGGGCGAGGAGGACAAGCCACUCCCUCCGCCGGUGAAGCCGCGCAAGCGGAGCGACGCCUCCUCCUCCUCCUCCUCGGGCGACAAGAAGAAGCAGCAGCAGCAGAGCGAAGAGGAGGAGGAGGGGGAGACGACGAUGACGGCGGACGAGAAGGAAGAACGCCUCCGGCGAUUGGAGGCCGAGGCGGGUAACGCGGUCGCCGCGCCGGCGGGGGCGGCCGUCCGACGAGAGUCGGCCGACGGUGCCGUCAAGAGGCCGAGCGCGAUGGUGCUCAAGGACAAGGAGGUGAAGCGGGAGAGUGUGGAACUCGCCACGCGGGCCCUCCACCCCGACUCGAAGGAGGACAGCCCGUCCGCCGUGCCGCUCGUCAGCGGCCUCGUCAUCCCGGAGCUCAAGAAGGAGUCGGCCAGCAUCCUCAAGGACGACUGGCUGCAGAGCGUUCUCAAGCGGCAGGCGGGCGCCGGCGAGCAGCGGGUCCUGGCCGUGGGCCACGCCGUGCCGGGCCUCCUGCAGGCCCGCACGGUGCAGGGCCACCUCGGCCACUUCGUCAACAACAUCAUCAUGUCGCAGUUCUCCGACUUCGGCCCCGCGCGCUGCGCCACCGACGCCGGCUCGGCCGCCCGUGAGGGCCAACCGCAGGCGGCCGACGACGGGGGCCCCGAGCUGAGCUCGCUCGCCGCCGAAGGAGGCCCCGCAAAGAACGGGGUGACGGCCGCGACCGGACUGGCGGCACCGUCGCCUCAGCCGGUGGCCGGCGCGGGCGGCGGCGGCGGCGGUAAUGGCGGCGGGCCGGGCGCGAUGUCGCCGCUCGCCCGUAAGAAGCUGCUGGCGCAGGUGAGCGCCAUGAAGCCGGUGGGAGCGGCGCCGCAGCCGCUGGCGUUGCGCGGCGGCGGUGCGGCCGACGCUCCCGACGUGCCCUCUCCGCCGUCGCCCCUGAAUGUCGCGGCCUCCUCUGGCAAGAGGCCGACCGUGAUCCAGCACGUUCAUCUGGGCACCGGCGCGGGCAGGGAGACGGACGAGAUGCCGGGUUUCGACCCGGCGCUCUCCUCAAAGGAGGUGAGCCGCCUGACCGAGUUCUACGGGAAGCACUUCACGCUGCCGUACCUCGCCCACCCCUUCAACGCGGCGGUGACGGCGGCGCUGUCGGCGGAGAGCGCGUGGCACGACGCCGACGCCAGGGACUCGCUGCGGCACUCGCCGCGGUGCCGGGGCGAGCAGGAGGCGAGCCGGCGCAGGCCGGAGUUGGACGACCGCCUACCGAGCUCGCCGCCGGCACUGCUGCGGUCGCCGCCGCGGACGGCGCGGGGUCCAGUGGCCGGGGCGCCGGCGGAGCCGUGCGGCGAUGACGAGCAGCCGACCGACCUCAGCCUGCGCAAGCCGGUGACGCCGCAGAAGCUCGCGGCGGGCACGAAGCCGGAGGCGGCGGCGCGGCCCAAGCCGCCCCCACCGGCGCCGUCGCCGGCGAUGGACGCGUCGAAGGUCAAGGGUCACCCAGUGCCGGAGUUCCUGAAGGCGAUGCCAUUCGCGUCGUUCCCCCUGAUCUCGCACGCGUUCUUCGACCUCAACCGCCUGUGCGGCGGCAUCGCUUCCAAGCAGCAGCAGCAGCAGCAGCAGUCCCAGCCGGGCGUCGCCACCGGCACCGGCCCGGUGUUCCUGGACAAGACCGUGGCCGCGAGGCAGCAGCAGAACGCCGAGCAGCCUCCCUCCGCCGGUGCCACGAGCCCCCGCAAACGGACGGCGUCUGACGGCGGUGGUGGCAGCGGUGGCGUCGGCAGCGGCGACGCGCCGAGCAAAAAACUCAAGACGGAGGGGGAGGCGCCGAGCUCCGCCGUGGCGCCGCAGUUCUACCUGAGCCCGUUCAGCAUGGCUCUGCUGCCGCAGACGAAGGCCGCGGUCGGCGACACGAGUGGCGGUGGCGGCGCCGGCACCGUGACCUUCUCCGGCACCCACGACGGGCGCCUGCAACCCGUGCCGAUCCCUGAGCAGCUCUUGAAGGCGCGCGCCGCGGGCAUCCCCAUCCUGCCGCUCAACCCUUUCCUGGUGCCGGCCACUUUCCAGGGGCGGCCGCUGCUGCUGCCGGCACCCGUGCGGCCGCAGGUGGCGUACGGACGCGUGGCCCCGUCGCCCUCGUCACCAUCGGCGGUGUCGUCGUCGUCCUCGUCCUCCUCUUCCUCCUCCUCCACGUCCUCGUCCACCUCCUCGUCCACCUCCUCGUCGCCUACGCUGUCGCCCGCGUCGGUGUCGUACGAGGAGAUUCUGCACCGCAGCCGACUGGCCUACGCCGCCAUGGUGCACUCUCCGCUCAUUUACCCCAACGGCAGGAUGUGAGGGAGCAGCGCGCCUGGGCUGGCACGGGAGUGGGGGGCGGUUUGGGGGGCCGCUGCGCAGUCCGAUAAACGAUGACCUUUCUGAUGAACCGGUUGGUUCCCCCGCGCUCGCUCGCCGGACGUGCCGGCCCGGAGCGACGGUGGUCCCCAAACUCGCGAUCAUUUCACUCGUCCGUUGUACUGCACUGGCAAAUUUUUGUUAAAGAAGAAAAAAGAAUGAAAUAACGGAAAGAAAAAAAUAAUUUCAUGAAGUUCAUGGCUAAUGCUGGUAUGUGAAUUUUUCACGGGCUGCGCACUGAAGCUUUUUUAUAGGUAAUUUGGCCGACUCUUAACGCUCUCACGAGGAACUCGGUUACAGACAUCUAUUUUUCUAAACAAACCUCAGACUUUAGGCAAGGACCUCCAUCCGCAAGCUCAAAAUAACCGCUGUGUCCUUCGUAAGAAGUAUAAACUGCAAACCUCUCUCCCAUUGGAGGAACAUUAACAGAGUAUUUUCCAUGCACGAUCAAAGAUAAUGAUGUGAAUACAGCAACUUCUUGUGCCAUCUUUUCUGCCCAGCAUGACAAGACAAAACCACAUGCACACACACUCGCACACACUCUCACACACGCACGAACACACGCGCACACUCUCUUGUUCUGCGUCAGAACGAGAGCGAUGCCAGUUUCACCGAUUUCCCCAUUCGUACCCGACGCAAAACGCCAUCGCAAUGUGAACCACCCCUCAAAGCGUAACUGGUAGUACUACUGACAAGCGGUGGAACCGAUACGUUUUUGCUGACGAGUUAGGGAAAACAUUCCGCGGCGGGAUGAUGUUCUAGUUUCAUCGCGUGGGGAGCUCUUCGGCGGAUUUGCGCGCAAGGUGCGCGUUCUCUGCGAUGGAGCCGAGCGUUGCCUUAAAACGAGCGGGUGGCAGCUACAAUAGAAAACCUACAGCAGGGAGGCUCGCGUGUGCGCGCCUGGGUCUUGCUGUUACGCUGGUCGGAGGAGAUUUCAAAAAUGUCCUCCCAUGAAAAUAAUAAUAAUGAGCUGUACAUUUGGCAGGCUUUCUUCUUAACACUGGCUGCAAACGGGGGAAAAAACGGACGUAUUUUUUAUAACUAUUUCUCUAUGUAGAAAAACAAAUGUAUUUACAAAUUGUUAACUGACGACGCAAAUAUCUAUAUGUAUGUGUAUAUAUAUAAAACAAUUACUGCGUUACUGUACUUGUAAAAGAAACCACACAUUUGAGUUCGGGCCCGAUUUAGAAGUUUUUGUUUUCAUCACGGCGCAGCGAUGGCACGUUCGCCACUUGCCGCAGAGGUUCGCGGUUCGAAUUCCGGUGGCCGUACUGGUAAAUACUGCUGUGUAUAUUGACCGGAGUAACAAUACUGUACUACGUGCAACGUCUUCUUCACUCACAGCUGACGUUAACAAUGCCUCCCGGACGUCGUUCGCAAGAGUAGGCAAUUGUGUGCCGAAGUCGGGGUCCAAAUUUGACCAAAUGCGCAAAUUACGCCGCAUUCACUCAAUUGGAAUGAUACAUAGCAGUAACCAUCGCCCCCUACUGACCAGACUAAUGCCCCAGUCGUUCUUGCAAAUGAAACCACUGUCCUGGUCUCCUGAGGUUCUCUCACCUGGUACUUGGGUAAACAAAAUGAACUUAACUCGAUCCGUCGACGGCGGCGGCAGCGCGUGGCGAACAACCUUGGCUGACCAAUCACACGACUGCGGGAAUAAAUCACGUGAUGCACUGCCAGUUACCCCCCCAUCCUUUUUUUGUCGUCUAGAAAUUCCUUUACUCUUUAGUUAGCUUCAGGCGCGUGUGCGCGCGGAUGCGGUCGGUCCGUUUUCUCUUUCCGUUACGUUUGCGUUUACUGUAAUUUUAACAAAUUUACUAAAAAUAUAAUACUUUAGCCGUUAAUGGCGCGGUGCUGUUUCCUUGACAUCCCAUUUAUAAAGCCCCACUUGUCCGCCUGGGUGGGUUCAGGCCGAAUGCCGAUUUGGUGCUUCUUUUGGUGAGAUUUCGUCGGCUUUCUUGAUUUUUACGGAGGGGGGGGGGGCGUAGAAGUUCUCGUGAGCACGGUGGUGGCGGGGGGCGGGGGACUUGAACUUGGCUCCGUCUGUGUCGCUCUGUGGGGCCUCCCCUCCCGGUCCCCUCCGGCGUGGCGUGGAACGACGUGAGAUCAUCCCCCGAGGGUUCUCCCGAUGGGGUUUCUUUGCACAACGUUUCCAUUGCCGUGCCAACUCUCGCAAACCAUGUUCCCGGAGUUUCUCUCCAUCGCUCACCUCAUUGGGAAAAAAGGAUGUUAAAGAUAUAUUUACGUGUGUGUGUGUGUGUUUUAUCAGUUCUUUUGAUUCGUCCAUACUCUCAGACUGAUAAGAUGUAAUUAUUGUUUUUUUUUAAUUAUUAUUUAAGGUUUUUUUUCUUCUUACAAAUACAAACUCUACACAUUUUAUUAUCAUGUUAUCUACACGCAAAGUAGCGCACGUAUUUUACAGUACGGACAUUGUAAUGUAUUUUCACUUAUUUUUACGUGUGUGUGUGCGUGUAAGCUGUGUACAAUUGCUUUAAAAAAACAAGUUUUGCUGUUUUAAUCGUUUUAGACGUUACAAUAUAUUAUUGAACUGUAUGCCUCAAACUGGCAGUUUCACACGUAUUCACCAACAUCUUACAUGAGUUUGCCAGAUGAUUUUAUUGGUCAAUUAUGUUCUGGUUGUUAUUGACGACGAUGAUGAUGACGGUGAUGAAAACUGUGCCUAACAACUGCAGUUCACUUUUUAUUUUUAAACCUGUGUCGGCUUCUAAUUAAACAAAAAAUAUU